GUUUCCUGGACUCAGGAUGGGGGAGGGACAGGCUUUUGGGCCAAAGGUGCGGCCGGCCCUGUGGGGUGGACCGGGGGGUUUCUCCCCAGACGCCUGUUGGGGCCAGAACUGCCCCCUCAGACCUCCAAGGUGGGACACAUCUCCUCCUUAGAGCCCUCAGGACAGGGCCCUGUUGCCUACAGAGAAUUCCUAAAGGCCUAUCCAUGUGUCUCUGUCCAUAAAGACAUCGAGUGUGGAGGACACCAUGGAGGAGGAGACGGAACCCUCCUGUUUCCUGGGGCUCAGUCCCAGGUGAGGCUGGCCACAGGUGACCACAGAGACCUAGCCUGGUGUCGUGCAGCCGCUGGGUCUGUGAAGGGGAGUGGGGCACUCCUCACCCCGUGGCAGCUCCUAAUCAGGAGGCCUCUCCCCUCCACCUGCACGUCAUGUGGCUGUGGCUCCCAGGAUGAGACAGGCUCGGCGCCCGGAGUGGGUGAGUGAGCAUCCCUCUCCUUCAUCACCACUGCCUCCGCUAUGAGCCACCCUUCUUUCAGGCUAUGUGCAUUUCCGACUCUGUUCUCAGGGUUUAACCGAAACCCUAAUGUGGCAGAGUGGGACCCGGGCCUUGCCCUCUGGGCAAGUGGCUCCCUGUGUGUGUAAGGCCCCCGCCUGCCUGUGUGCGUGUGCACGUGUGCCUGCACACAGGGAAGGAAAGUUUUUCAGCUGCUGAGGAUGGGAGUAGGGGCUGGAGCAGCACGCUGCAGGGACGCCCCACAGGAAAAUCGAUGGUUCUGAUGUUCUCAGCCUCUGGGUGCAAAUUCCUGAGGGCACAGGAACGUCUGGCACCCCUGGGCAGCUUGCUGGGGGAAGCUCUGUGGAGGAGGACGUCCGGAGGUCAGUAAGGUCCAGGGGGGCGGGAAUGCUCAGAACAAGGUCUCCGAAGUCCAGAGCUCCUGAGGGAUCCGGGACCAGGGGCACUGGGGAGUUUCAGGGUUGGUCGCCGCCACAGCCCUCACAAGUGAGGCUGCUCUCUGCGACUGGCCACCUUCUCGCCUCUGCCACUUCACAGUCCUGGGGGGCAGCUGUGGCUCUUGCUGGGAACCAACUGAACCGCCCUGGGGCUUGGGGGUGGGGUGGUGCUGAAGUGAGGCUCACCCGUCCGUGGCUCACUCCCACCACCUAGAGGCCACUGUUCCUCACAGGCACGGGGCCAGUCACCUGCCUCCGCCCAGGGGGCAGGACCUCCCCACCGGACUGCGGGCUCUCUGAUCACCGGGAUGGGCCUACACCUCUUCCCCUGCAGCGGCUGCUUCCACGCAGGACUGGAGCAUGUCAGGGUUUGGGGCUGCUGUCCUAGGGGAGUGGCUGCGGCCUGCAGCCUCUGUGGGCCGGGCCUCCACUAGGACCCCCUGAGACAUGUCAGGCUCCUCACGAGCUCUGUCUUGUGUGGCCAUGCCCAGGGCCCCAGGAGGUAGAGGACCAGCGGGCAUCUCAUGGAGGAGGAAGAAGGGCCCGGAGAGGGACCUCAGCUCCUGCUCAGCAAGGGAGUCCCACCCAGUUCCUGGCGUCCUCGUUGAGGCCCCUCGUCCACGGUGCACAAGGCAUGUGAUGUCAAUCAGCUUACAUCAUCUUGACGGGAGCCCUGUGAGGCAGACACUGUCGUCAGUCCAGCUUCACAAGUGGAGAGACUGAGAUACAGAGCAGUCAACCUGCAGAGCCCAGAAUCUAAUCCCUGGUAGCUGACUUGGGAGGCAGAGGCCCCCCGCACCUCGCGAACCCCAGCAGUGGCCCCUUCUAGAUGCCACGUCCAGCUACCGCGCGCUUACACCUGCAGGGCCCCACAAGAGGCCUCCCAGUGUACGCGGGCCUCUUGAAGAGGUAACCUCCACUCAGAGGUCCGAAUGACCCAAACUCGGCUCUGGGAGGCUGGGGACGGCCCUCCAGGCCAAGCGGGGAGCGCGCAGGGCUCAGCGGGGCCCAAGAGCAGGGCUGAGGGCGCUGGGUCCUGAGCCAUCCACUGAAGGACGCUGGGGGACAGCAAGGCCCGAAGCAGGAGGAGAGAAGGGAGCGGAUUCCCGGGCCUCCUGGGCCCCAGUCGCUCCAGGCUGUCUGGGCCCGGGAGGGGCGUGCCCGGGGCGCCUCCCGAGCGGGUUAUAGUGGGACCAGGAGCCUCUGCCGGCGGCGGGUCAGGACUACGCUUCCCAGGAGGCUGUGCGCGCCGCGUGGCGCCUGGGAGUUGUGGUCCAGAGCUCGGCGAGCGCGGGCGCGGCGGGCGGGGCGGGCGGGCGCGUGGACUACGCGUCCUAGGAUGCCGCGCGCGGCCGCGGGGCCGAGGGUUUGAACCGAGGGUCCGCCGUCCGCGGCGGGGUUGCGUCGGCUGCGGCGGGUGCGGGAGGUGGCGACGACCGGGGCCGGGGUCCCAGCCCCGCUGCGGAGGCGGGCGCGACGGGUGCGGGGGUCGCUGCUCCUGAGGCGAUGAUGGGCAAGGAGGAGGAGAUUACGCGGAUCGCCCGGAGGCUGGACAAGAUGGUGACCAAGAAGAGCGCGGAGGGAGCCAUGGAUCUGCUGCGGGAGCUGAAGGCCAUGCCUAUCACGCUGCACCUGCUCCAGUCCACCCGAGUCGGGAUGUCUGUCAACGCCCUUCGGAAGCAGAGCUCCGACGAGGAGGUCAUUGCACUGGCCAAGUCCCUCAUCAAGUCCUGGAAGAAGCUCCUGGAUGCUUCAGAUGCCAAAGCCAGGGAGCGGGGGAGGGGCACGCCUCUGCCCACGUCCUCGAGGGAUGCCUCACAGGCCUCGGAUCCCAGCCGCAAGAGGCCGGAGCUGCCCAGGGCACCGUCGACUCCAAGGAUCACCACAUUUCCUCCGGUGCCCGUCACCUGUGAUGCCGUACGCAACAAGUGCCGUGAGAUGCUGACUGCUGCCCUGCAGACGGCCCACGACCACGUGGCCAUUGGUGCGGACUGCCAGCGCCUGUCAGCUCAGAUCGAGGAAUGCAUCUUCCGGGACGUUGGAAACACAGACAUGAAGUACAAGAACCGUGUACGGAGUCGUAUCUCCAACCUGAAAGAUGCCAAGAACCCUGACCUGCGGCGGAAUGUGCUGUGUGGGGCCAUAACACCCCAGCAGAUUGCCGUGAUGACCUCAGAGGAGAUGGCCAGUGAUGAGCUGAAGGAGAUCCGUAAGGCCAUGACCAAGGAGGCCAUCCGAGAGCACCAGAUGGCCCGUACUGGCGGCACGCAGACAGACCUGUUCACCUGCGGCAAGUGCAGAAAGAAGAACUGCACCUACACGCAGGUGCAGACCCGCAGCUCUGACGAACCCAUGACCACCUUUGUUGUCUGCAAUGAGUGUGGAAACCGCUGGAAGGUGGGUGAGCAGGCUCAGGCUGCCCCUUCCAGCUCCAUUCUCUGGAGGUGGGGUGUCUCAGCCUCUGUGGGAUCUGUGGUGUGAACUGGGGAUGGCCCUGCCCAGCCAGCCUCCUGGGAGUCUUGGGCAUGGUGGGUGGAGACUCCAGCCUUGGGUGAGCCUGUGUGGCCUUCUCCUCUGGGGAGUCUCAUGUGGCCACAAGGCUGGAGGCCUCACCCCCUUUUUCGCAGUUCUGCUGAGCCCUCGUGUACAUGUGCUGCAGCCUUGGGCCGUGGCCAGUGCUGGCCCCCCCGCCCACGUCCUCCGUUGAUACAGCUUCUCUGGAGACCCUAGAAGGCGGCAUGUCCUGCCCUCAACCUGCCUGCCUGGAUUGCACCUUUCUGCCCUUUCUCCGUCGUUAUUAAAUGUUUCUUUUUGCCA
Messenger RNA from Rhinopithecus roxellana (golden snub-nosed monkey), 3765 nucleotides. RefSeq names its product transcription elongation factor A2 (gene TCEA2). The transcript is spliced from 11 exons. Gene Ontology annotation, biological process: DNA-templated transcription; transcription elongation by RNA polymerase II. NCBI's taxonomy places the organism in Eukaryota, Metazoa, Chordata, Mammalia, Primates, Cercopithecidae. Gene Ontology annotation, molecular function: zinc ion binding; nucleic acid binding. Gene Ontology annotation, cellular component: nucleus. Bases 2455 to 3429 code for a protein of 324 amino acids. The record is from RefSeq and is a predicted model, not a curated record.